AUGGGCCUGAGCCCCGCCGCCCGAGGCGAGGGCGGGCGCCGCCUCCCUAGGUUCCCACGGUCCCGCGUCCGGCCCGCCUUGAGAACCGCGAGUACUGGGCCGAAUGGCACCGCGCCCACUCCUGGACUUCCAGCCGGGCCCCGGUCAGGCCGCCGCGGGCGUUGGGCGACUCCCCACCGAGCCGCCGCGACCCGGCCUGGAGCCUUCCGAGGUCGUUCUCCAGGUCCCAGCAGGCCCUCGGACCUCCAGAAAGAAGAAUCUGUGGAAUCUCAGGCGUUGGACCAGCUUUUGCCCAAGAAGCCACAGGAGGGCACGAUAGAACAGGGCAGAAGCAGUGUCCAGCAGGGGGAGAAGCCCGUAGUCAGCCUGGCGUCCACACCCAAGCAGAAGAGAGCAGAGCGGAAUUCAGCCCUGAAGCCUGGGACUGCGGGCAGGUUAACGAAGCAUGCAGCGGAGGAUAAACCAAAACCCAGACCUGGAGACCUGAUUGAAAUUUUUCGGAUUGGCUAUGAGCACUGGGCCAUCUAUGUGGAAGACGAUUGUGUGGUUCAUCUGGCUCCCCCAAGUGAGGAAUUUGAGGCUGGCAGCAUCACUUCUGUCUUCAGCAACCGGGCAGUGGUGAAAUACAGUCGUCUGGAGGACGUGCUGCACGGCUGCUCCUGGAAGGUCAACAACAAGCUGGAUGGGACGUACCUGCCCCUGCCUGUGGACAAGAUCAUCCAGCGGACAAAGAAGAUGAUCAACAAGAUUGUGCAGUACAGCCUGAUCGAGGGGAACUGCGAGCACUUUGUCAACGACCUGAGAUACGGCGUGCCCAGGAGCCAGCAGGUGGAGCAUGUGCUGAUGGAGGGAGCAAAGGCGGCAGGGGCGGUGCUCUCAGCCGUGAUGGACAGCAUAAGACCCAAACCAGCGACAGCCUGA
Messenger RNA from Budorcas taxicolor (takin), 921 nucleotides. Its product is annotated as phospholipase A and acyltransferase 5-like. The transcript is spliced from 6 exons. Gene Ontology annotation, biological process: N-acylphosphatidylethanolamine metabolic process. Gene Ontology annotation, molecular function: glycerophospholipid phospholipase A1 activity; A2-type glycerophospholipase activity. Gene Ontology annotation, cellular component: cytoplasm. Lineage: Eukaryota; Metazoa; Chordata; Mammalia; Artiodactyla; Bovidae. The record is from RefSeq and is a predicted model, not a curated record. The coding region runs from base 1 to 921 and encodes 306 amino acids.